This is a messenger RNA of Dujonia railenensis, 2250 nucleotides long. Lineage: Eukaryota; Fungi; Ascomycota; Pichiomycetes; Serinales; Debaryomycetaceae. The record is from the annotation of a GenBank genome assembly.
AUGUCGGCUACACAACAACAGCAACGAAAAACUUAUAAGAACCAAUCCAAGAGGUUUAAUAAUGGGACCAGCAGUGCGAGCAAUGGUUCUGGCUCUGGCUCUGGCUCUGGCUCAACAGUGGAACUUUCUAGUUUAAGUGAAAUGUUCCCAGAUUGGGAAAAGGAUGAAUUGACAUCAUUAUUACAAGAGCACAGAAAUGACUUAGAAGUAGUAAUUGAUUUGAUUGUGAACAACAAGGUAUCGAAAUGGGAACCUAUUAAGAAGGAACCUAAGCACAAGAAGAAGGAACACAAGGAAGAAGAAGUAUCCGCCACUUCAUCUUCUUCCAUAGAUUCAGCCCCACAAUCCACACACGCACAAUCUUCCGAGUCACAACAUGUUGGUAAGCCAAAGCAUUAUAGAGAGUCUAACCAAAGAGGUGGAAAGUUCGGUCUGAGGUCUGAGAGACCUGCUAGAAAGGUCCAACCAGCCGCCGCUCCCACAAAGGUAGAAGAAUCCCAACAGCAACAGCAACAGCAUCAAAGAGCUCCAGCAGCAAGUGCAUCCCCAUCUACAACGCAGCAAAUUCCUGCUCCUAACUCAUGGGCAGCUGCCUUAUCAAAGGAUAAGCCAAAGGAUAGACCUGCUCCUGUAUUGGAACAACCAGAGCCCGAAACUGAAGUGGAACAACCAAAGCAAGAACCAGAUGUAGAACAAACAAAGCCAGAAGAACCAGUAGAACAAGUUAAAGAAGCAGAACAAAAGGCCCCAGCCGCUCCAAUAUUGAAGGACGCCGCUAUCCCUCAACAACCAAAGGCAAGUUCAUGGGCUUCUGCCAUUGCACCAAAGCCAAAGAAGGUUACCAAGAUUUUGACCAAACCAGCAGCUGAAGCAGCUGCUGAAGCACCAAAGGAAUCUGCUCCUGAGCCAGCUACCGAAGCAGUUGAGCAAACUGCAGAGCCUGUUAUCACAGAAACCCCAGUGGAAUCUGUUCCUGCCCCAGUUGCUGCUGAACAAGUAGCUGAGCCUGUUGUGGCUGAAGCUCCAGUUGCUCAAGCUCAAGUUGUUUUACCAACCUCUGCAGACCAAUUGAACACGGUUGGUGUUUCCUUUGGAUCAUUAGCAUUAGGUGAUGAAGAAAAGGAAGUUGAACAAAAGAAGGAAGAAGUUGUCGCAGAACAACCUCAACAGCAGCAGCAACAAUACAAUAACUACAGCAACUCUGUUGACGCUUCUAACCAAGCUCAAGGUAACCGUUACAACCAACAACAUCAACAGCAACAACAGCAAAAUCAAUACUACCAACAGCAACAAGCUCAAUACAACAAACAAUACAACAACAAAUCUCAACAAUCUCAACAGCAAUCUCAGCAACCACAACAGACUCAACAACAACAAUUUGACUCAUACUAUGGACAAUUCCAACAAACUCAACAAUAUCCUCAACAAGCCAACCAAACUGCUCCAGGUUAUGGAGGAUACCCUGGUAUGGACUAUUCUGCUUAUAGUCAACAAGGUGUUGCUGCUGCUUCUCCAGCUGCCAACCAUACCAAUGUUGCUUACUCUCAAUAUGGUCAAGUUCCAGCUCAAACCCCUGCUGCUACUUCUGAACAAGCCACUCAAUCUCCAGUGAAUGCGCAAAUCAAUCCAAACACCUUGCAACAACAGCAAAUCCCAGGUGCUCCAUUUGGAUACCAAAUGCCAUACUACAACUACUACUACAACAGCCCAUACUAUGCUCAAGCUAUGAAUGGAUUAGGAGCACAAAAUGGUUUUAGUGGUGCUACUGGAGCCGGUGUUGCUGCUGGCACUGGUGCUGCCUCCGCUGGUACCCCAACUGCAACCAAUGCUACUACUUCUAAUGCUGCAGCUGGAGCUUCUAACUCUACCUCCGGUGCUACCGGAUUUGGAGGUGUAGGCGGAGCUGCCAGUGGUGUUAAUACUGGUGCUUCCCAGUACUAUGGUCAACCAAACCAAUUUGCAAACAGAUACCCAGGUUAUAACCAAUAUCCAAUGCAAGGUGCACCACACCAACAAGGUGGAGUACAACAAACUCAACAAACUCAACCUGGUCAAGGUCAAGGUCAAACCCAAACUGGAUCUGAAUCGGAAGGUUCUGGCGCCAAUGGUCAACAGCAAGGUGUUCAAUCUCAACAACAAGUUGGUCAACCUCAACAGCCAGGUGUCCCACAAUAUGGUGGUUACCAACAACAAAUGUACCCACAAUACAGUGGAUACCAGGAAUCUAACCAAUAUCGUGGGUGGUAUUAA